ACCUAUAUUUUAAUUUACUUUAAAGGAAUUAUGGUACUAUAAAUGUCUGGUCAGAUGAAACAGAUGUGUGUCACCACUGCUUGCCAAGUCUCAGAGAGGAUGAGCAGCAGCAAAGGCAGGAGAAACAUGAAAAGAUCAAGACACAAUUUACUUGACUCACUGUUAUGUCUAAAAAUACCAACUAUGCCGAUCUUAAAGGCCAAUGAAAUAUGGGAAGGUUAUUCCAAAAUGGUGAACAAGCGGAUCAAGGAUUUAUUUUACAAAGUGAAGAAGAUGGAUGAAAGGAUAACCCUCAGGCAACAACACACACUUCGGGUGUGCAAGCAGUGCCUUGAAGGGCCAGAAUCCACUGCACAUUACAGUUCUCUUUUCUUAUCCACAUCUAGGGAGCUUUCUGCCAAUUUUGCGCUUACAGACUGGUUUUAGAAAAGAUCACAUGUGAACAUGCGCUGCACAAUCUUAUUGUUGAAUCUUGAGAAAAAAAGGCUUAUGAAAGUCCUGAUCACUGUGUUCCAAUAUUGAAAGGGUGGUUACAAAGAAGAUAGAGAAUCCCUUUUUACAAGGAGUCUAUGGAAAAAAAUGAGCAUUAAUGGGUACAAUUUACUCCUGGGGAGAUUCUGAUUGUGCACAAGGGGAUAACUUUUCACAAUGAGAACAAUCCACCAUUGGAAUAAUCUCCCCAGGGAAGUGGUGUAUUCCCCAGCACCCAGUGACUAGAGAGACUAGAGAGGGUGCUGAGCUUCUUUUAGACCAUGCUUUUGCCUUGAAAGGUUGGUUGGACCAGAUGAUCCUCGAGGUCCUGCCAACCCAGUAUUCCACAAUUGUUAAAACCCUUCUUACACAUCCACAAGCUGCAUAAAUCUUGUGGAGGCUCUUGGUGCCAACCAGCUCUGUGGGUUAAAAAUGGGAGGGACGUUUAUCACAGAGGUGUCUUGCAAAACGUGGUCUGUUUUACACCCCUUGCAAUCCCAUGCAGCCUAAGUGGGCUGGAAUCCUUUUCUCAUGCAUCUUCCUUUCUGUCAAAGAUGGAAAACUCAAGUAUCUUGCCCCCAGAGGAAGAAAUAUACCUCUCAGUGACCAACUGACCAGACAGUCCCUUCCACGUGCUGUGCUGAACUUCAUCCCCAGCAAUGCUUGUGAUGUGGAGCUGUCAUGUGGAGAUUAUUGCUGAGGAAACUGCAUCUCCCACAGAUGUGUUAAAAAUUCACCUGUGGGCCCAGGGAAGCAGGGGUGAAUCCCAUUUCUUUCUCAGAUAAAGGUGGCUAGAGAGCAGCUCUGCCUUACUGCUGUGAUGUGAGCUCUGCACACCUCUGAGCAGCCUCUUAGGAGCAAAACCCAACCAAUAAAAAAGGGAAAUAAAUACUGCCUUCGCUGGGAAUCUGGUGGCUGUCAUCAGCUGCUCUUGCACAAGCGAGUCUGGGAGUUGUUGCAGCAGCACACUUGCCUCUGGCAGGUAAAGUGCAAGGGGUGCUGUCUUAUUAAACAGUUUUCUGUUCUUUUAAGGGAUUUUUGUACCCCCGCAGCCACAGAGGACUGACUUUGCUUCACUUUAAAAAGUUAAAAUGUCGUAAAUACUUUGAUGUAAAGAAUUUUAUGGAUUUUUGCCCCAGGAAUGGCAUUUUGACUCACUGUAUUUCAGUGAGACAUUAAAAAAACAUGCUUGUGUGCAUUUUUUUUAAUUGCUGUUGUUACCAUUUGCACAAAAAGUAGUAAAAGCUGAUGAUACAGUGAUUUGUUUUGUACUUUUUAAUGUAAGACUGGCAGAAAAAUAGUCUUGUUGCUCAAGAGGCUUUAAAUCCCCACCCUUGAGCUGUGAUUCAGCACAUUCCUGGAGUAACCCUGGUCUGAAGCCCGCGUUCCUCCUUGUCCUGUCCUGCUGGGGGUGGAUUUCUCCUAGACAAGCCAAUGAACAGAAGCUUAUUUAUUUAUGUAUGUGGUGAGGAGGAAACUUACUCCACAGUUUCCCCACCUCUUCCUGCAAAAUGUUGGCUCUCUUUUGCACCAAUCACUUCGGGUCCUGAAUGAAAAGGAGCGGCAGCGGAGCUGGGGUAUAGAAACUGCUGCUGUGAACAUCACUGCCUGGCUCUGCUGCACACCUCAUGCAUAAUCGCUCUCACCUCAUUUGAGCUACGGAGAGAAGCAAAAGCCGGCUGCCCGCAUCUUUCUUGAGCAAACCGAGGGUGCUCUUUCGGAGAGGCAGGGCUGAGCCCUCUGUUAAUGACUGACAUCACCGACGAAAUACGCCUGCUGGCUAUUUUUUUUUUUUUUUUUUUUUUUUGCUGCAUUUCCCCCCCCACCGGCAGUAUCUUGAUGGGGAAGCUGAUCUCCAAAGGCUGGAGGAAAAGAGAUGCACGAGUUAUCAUGCUGGGGCUCGACUUUGCUGGCAAAUCCACCCUUCUGUACAAACUGAAGAGCGGCCAGGCUGUGGAGACCUGCCCCACGGUGGGAUUCAACGUGGAGUCUCUGAAAACACCCUGUGGCAUAUCCUUCACCCUUUGGGAUGUUGGCGGCCAAGACAGCCUGCGGGCCAGCUGGCCUAACUACCUGGAGGACAUCAACAGCCUCAUCUUCGUGCUUGACAGCACAGACACGGCCCGGCUGGCUGAAGCAGUGGCAGCACUGGAGGAGGCCCUGAGCCACCCCGGCAUGGCCGGCAUCCCUGUGCUCCUCCUGGCCAACAAGCAGGACGUGCCGGGAGCGCUGGCUCCAGCCGAGCUGGGGGAGAUGCUGCGGCUGGGGGGGCUGGCAAGGCACCACUGGGUGCUCCAGGGGUGCAGUGCCCACACUGGCCAGGGCCUGCAAGAAGUCCUGGCCAUCCUGGGAAUGCUGCUGCGGGGCUCAGAGCAGAGCUCCCUAUCCCAGGAGCAGCCCAUCAUGGGGCUGGCAGAAAGGAGGCAAGCUCCAGAGCAAACCUGAACCCCUCCCUCUCAUGGCUGCCAGCAGGUUUGUCACAGAGGAUUCCAGCCUCCAGACACCCCUACAAGGAGCAGAACUGCAGCUGGCACACUCUGUGAAACACCCAGCUCCUCACCACCAAAACCCACCAGGAGGAUCUCUCAGCAAACUCCCAUCAUGGAGCAGUUUUGGCAUCUCUUGGACUCUCAUCUCUGGCUGCAGCUUGUCCCACUGUCACCAUGUUCCACUCAUCCACUGUGCUCGUGUGUCCAGAGGUUCAGCAGGGAUGCUUUUUAACAUUUAAGAAUUAUAACAGAGAUGUGUGCAAAGAAUAGAAGUUUUCUUCAUUCUGCAGCUCUCAGCCCAGAUACAUCUAUCCAGAUGGGAUGAUCCCCACAGAGGGAGAGUUUGGAUGUUCCCCAUUCUGCUUGUCCCUCAGCAGGGAUCGCAUGUUCAUUGUCUGGGAACGCAGGAAAGCGCUGAAAAUAAUGGCUGAAUGGGAGCAGUGUAAGCUCAGGACAUCAAAUGGCCAAGAGACUAAUUGGUUUUAGUGUGGCAUCUCCAGGUAUAAUAAUCUUCAAACCAUGGAAGCAAGCUGGGAUUUGAUGGUGUAAUGCAGUUUGAGGAUGUGUGUAUAUUAAUUUAUGCAUUUUUUGAAAUGGUUCUUUAUUUCUCCAUCAUUUUUAUCAAAGAAUUAGUUAAAGAAAAUGGUCCCUCAUUUUCCUUGGACUAUGUCUAAAUAUAAAGAAAUCAGAUGUGACUUUAAGAUGUUUGGAAAUACAUCUCCAUGGCCAGUCAACCUCUAAAUAUUCUCAUGGUGGCCUGAACAGCCAAAACAAAACCCUGUCAACUUUUGAAACUGCAUGCGACCAUUCCACAUGCAUUUGUUGGUAACUGUGGGCACCUAUGGACACAGGCAGGUUGGUGACCAAAGGUCUCUCCACACUCAGCUGUGUCCAGGGCAGAUGAAAACGCCCCUGGCAGCUCACAACAGGACCAGGUCCCAUGUGGCAGGGAUGGUCUUUGUCCAACCCUGCUCAACCUACCACUGGAAAGACCUAUAAAAUGUGUAUCCAAGCUUCUGUUAUCCAGAGUUAAAAUUAAAAUAUUUCAUAGUAGUCCCUGCUUCAUUAUGAAAUGAAUGGGGGAAGGGGAGGGAUAGGAUACAACAUUUUUAUUUCUAUUUUCCAUAUCUGUUUCUAUUCAGAAAUCAGCUGCUUUCAAGGAAUGGCAUACUCAGUCUAGAAACACCAAUGAGAAAUACACAGCAAAAUCCUCCUCUGUUCAUACCCAGAGCAUUUUACAAUUGUUAAGGAAUUAAUUGUCCAGCUGGUCCUGGUGCUGUUAUUAGCCAUACUUAAUAGAAGGCAGCAGCUGGAAUAGAGAGCUCAAACAGUCAUGAAGAAACCG
This is a messenger RNA of Vidua macroura (Pin-tailed whydah), 4305 nucleotides long. It is a transcript of the gene ARL11, whose product is annotated as ADP ribosylation factor like GTPase 11. The record is from RefSeq and is a predicted model, not a curated record. The transcript has a single exon. Lineage: Eukaryota; Metazoa; Chordata; Aves; Passeriformes; Viduidae. Gene Ontology annotation, cellular component: cytoplasm. Gene Ontology annotation, molecular function: GTP binding; GTPase activity. Gene Ontology annotation, biological process: vesicle-mediated transport; intracellular protein transport. The coding region runs from base 2218 to 2916 and encodes 232 amino acids.